Messenger RNA from Fusarium falciforme, 1647 nucleotides. RefSeq names its product MFS domain-containing protein. Lineage: Eukaryota; Fungi; Ascomycota; Sordariomycetes; Hypocreales; Nectriaceae. The transcript has 7 exons. Gene Ontology annotation, biological process: transmembrane transport. Gene Ontology annotation, molecular function: transmembrane transporter activity. The record is from RefSeq and is a predicted model, not a curated record. The coding region runs from base 28 to 1647 and encodes 539 amino acids.
AGACAACUGCCCAGUUCAACCUGCAUCAUGUCCAACACAUUGCAUGGCGACGUGCUGCCUCCGGGCACGCAGCGCAUCAAUGACUCGCAGUCGACGCACAUCCUGCUUGCGCCUCAGCCGAGUUCCGAUCCGAAUCAGCCCCUGAAUUGGAGUUCAAGACGCAAGAUCAUUCACAUGACGCUCCUUUCCCUCUACGCCAUGAUGGUAUUCGCCAUUCUCUGCAUUAGCGUCCCAAUGUGGCAAGACUUUAACGAACAGCUCGGCAUGAGCUACGACGCCCUCAACAAUGGAUACGCAACCAACAUGGCAGGCUUGUCGGUCGGCUGCAUCUUCUUCAUCCCCCUCGCUCUCCGCAUUGGUCGUCGGCCUGUUUACAUCGUUACGGCUCUUGUAAUGUUUGCGGCUGCCGUGUGGCAGGCUGAGAUGCAGACCGUAGGGGACAUGAUUGGAGCUAACCUCGUAGCUGGAGUUGCUGGAGCUGUGAACGAGGCACUUUUCCAGGUCACAGUAUCAGAUCUCUUCUUCGUCCACCAGCGAGGCACCAUGAACGGCAUCUAUCUCGUCAUGGUCAUGAUUGGAAACUACCUCGGACCCGUCGUGGGUGGCCACAUCGCCGUCUCCAUGGGUUGGCGCUGGGGCUUCUGGCUUUGCGCCAUCUUCAUGGGAGCCCUCUCUAUCAUCAUGUUCUUCUUCCUCGAAGAGUCCAAGUACACCCCUCCCCCGUUGACCGGCCACGAUAUCACACCAAACACGCCCGACGACCAACUCAACAAAGUCAGCAGCAUUGCUAAACCCCCGGUUCCUGCCUCGCUAGACAAAGACCAAGAGGCUGUCUUGAGUCAACGAAAGAGACUCGUCGAGAUUGAUACCAAUAUCCCGAUGAAGACAUACUGGGAGCGACACGCACUCUGGUCCCUGGACAAAGAAGCCGCUGCAGGUAAAUCAUUCUGGAAACAGUUUUACGAGCCGUUCCACAUCCUUGCCGUCUUCCCCGCAGUCAUGUUUGCCGCUCUCCAGUACGGAUGGAGCAUCGCCAUGCUCGCCAUUCUGGCAGUCACACAGAGCGCGCUGUACGCCGCUCCUCCAUACAACCUCUCACCAGCUGGUAUUGGAAACAUGAACCUACCUCCUUUCAUCGGUGCCAUCCUGGGAUCGUUGUUCGGUGGGCCAUUGGUAGACUACAUGAUCGUGCAGAUUGCAAAGCGCCGUGGAGGCAUCUACGAGCCCGAGACACGACUUUGGCUGUUCCUGGUGCCGGGCAUGUCAAUGGUCAUCGGCUGUCUGAUGUACGGCUUGACGAUUGCAAAGGGAAUGCCCUGGAUCAUUAACGCUGUGGGUGCCGCAUUCAUCGGCUUUUCCCUCGGAGGCUGUGGCGACAUCGCCCUCACCUACGUCCAAGACUCGUACCAACUUAUUCUCGGUCCUGCACUGACAGCUGUCGUGUUCGUCCGCAACAUCAUCGCAACAGGCCUCGUCUUUGCCGUCUCGCCAUGGAUGGCUGGCAUGGGCGUCUACGACAUGUUUGUGCUCCUGGGUUGCAUCGCGGCUGCAAUCGCCCUGACAUGCGUCCCCUUGAUGAUCUGGGGCCGCACGUUCCGAGUUCGGUUGGCGCCCAAGUAUGACUACUUUAUCGACCAGCAAUUCUAA